Ostreococcus lucimarinus CCE9901 is the source of this 1449-nucleotide messenger RNA. RefSeq lists its product with no specific name. Gene Ontology annotation, molecular function: lactaldehyde dehydrogenase (NAD+) activity. The record is from RefSeq and is a predicted model, not a curated record. The transcript has a single exon. Lineage: Eukaryota; Viridiplantae; Chlorophyta; Mamiellophyceae; Mamiellales; Bathycoccaceae. Bases 1 to 1449 code for a protein of 482 amino acids.
AUGCGAUACAGCGUCGAUGGGACGUGGCGGACGUCGGCGUCGGGAUCGACGUGCGAGGCGCUGAAUCCGAGCAAGGCGAACGCGCCGGCGAAUCGGUUUCAGGCGUGCACGACGAGCGAGGUGGACGAGGUGUUCGCGAAGGCGCGAGAGGCGCAGAGGACGUGGCAGAGGACGCCGUUGCACGCGAGAGCGGCGCUGUUGCAUCGAGCGGCGACGCUGAUGCGAGAGAACGCGGGAGAGAUGGCGGAGGCGUUGGUUUUGGAAGUCGCGAAGGGGGCGAAGGACGCGCGCGUGGAGGUAGAACGCUCGGCUGACUUAAUCGACUACACGGCCGAGGAGGGGGUGAGAUUGCUCGGGGAGGGGAAACUUUUGAUGAGCGAUAGUUUUCCGGGGAACGACCGCACUAAGCUGUGCAUGGCGAGCAAGGUUCCGGUGGGGAUCAUCCUGUGCAUACCGCCCUUCAACUACCCCGUGAACCUGUGCGUUUCAAAGAUCGCGCCGGCGCUCAUCGCGGGGAACACGGUGGUGGUGAAGCCACCGACGCAAGGGUGCACGGCGACUUUGCACAUGAUUCAGUGCUUCCUCAAGGCUGGAUUUCCCGCCGGGACCGUCCAGGCGGUGACUGGAAGAGGCGGGGAAAUCGGCGACUACCUCACGACGCAUCCCGAAGUCAACGCGAUUUCGUUCACGGGCGGCGAGACUGGGAUCCGCGUCGCCCAAAAGGCGGGCAUGGUGGCUUUGCAAACGGAACUAGGCGGUAAAGACGCUUGCAUCGUCUUACCCGACGCCGACUUGGACUUAGCGGCGAAGAGCAUCGUGAAGGGUGGUUUCUCGUACAGCGGCCAACGAUGUACGGCGGUGAAACUCGUCGCCGUGUUCGAAGAAGUAGCCGAUGAAUUGCUUAGCAAGGUGAACGCACAAAUCGCAAAGAUGACUGUUGGUCAACCAGAAGACGACGCCACGAUCACUGCGGUCGUGUCAAAGAGCUCAGCCGAUUUCAUUCAAUCCUUGGUCGUCGACGCAGAGAGCAAAGGCGCGAGGCUUUGCCAAGAGUGGCGGCGAGAGGACAACUUGAUCUGGCCUCUUUUGAUCGACAACGUCACGCACGAUAUGAAAAUUUGCUGGGAAGAACCGUUCGGUCCCGUGCUCCCCGUUGUGCGCGUCAAAUCUGACGCCGAAGCACUCGAACUCGUAAACAAGUCGAGAUUCGGUUUGCAAGGAUGCGUCUUCACAAAGGACAUCGACCGCGCCAUUCAGAUGGCUGACGCCAUGGAAACGGGCACGGUGCAAAUCAACGGUCCGCCGGCGCGCGGGCCCGACCAUUUUCCGUUUCAGGGCGUUAAGGACUCCGGCAUCGGCAGUCAAGGCAUCACCAAUAGCAUCAACGUCAUGACAAAGGUCAAGUCGACGGUCAUCAAUUUGUCAAAGCCGAGUUAUACCGUCGCGUAG